AUGGAUUCAGGAACAGAAAACCAAGAUCUCCUCAUCCCCUCCAUGCAAAGCCCCACUGACCAGCCUCCCCUCCAAAACAAUUCCUUAGAAGAAAGAAGCUCAGAUCUGGAGGAGAAACCACUAGAAGAAAAAGUCAAGACUUCUUCCCAUUUAACAGAGACCAGCACCCAAAGAGGAGAAGCAGAAAGCUGCUUGAGUCAGGAGAGCUCCAGGAAGAGGAAAAGAGGCUCCAGUGACAGCCCCUGCGAUAGAGCAGAGCCCUCUCUGGGAGAGGAGUGCAGUGUGGUUUUGGAGAAGAGAGGAAAGAGCCCUGAUGUUGGCCACAGCAGCUGCAGCCAAGAGACUGGGCACGCCUGCCCCAGCAGAGCCCAGAGGAAGCGCCCUGGGCACAGGAAGCAGCCCAGAUCCAGGCCCUUGGGAGUCCAGCCACCUGUGCUGCGGAAAAGCCUGGUAACUUCCCUGUGCACCAUGUCUGAGGCCACUUAUCACAACAUCGUCCAGAUGCAGCACCAGCAGGCUCCUGUCCCACUGAGCUGGGAGCACUAUGCUCUGCUUGGGGGGCAUUUGCAUGCCCAGGUACAGACCAUCUAUACCAUGGCCACCCAGGCCGCCUAUGUCUUCCCUGCUGAGGAGUGACUCAUCCCAGCCCCACUACCAGGGCCUUUGGGUCCAGAGUGA
Myotis lucifugus (little brown bat) is the source of this 678-nucleotide messenger RNA. Its product is annotated as protein FRG2-like. Lineage: Eukaryota; Metazoa; Chordata; Mammalia; Chiroptera; Vespertilionidae. The transcript has a single exon. The record is from RefSeq and is a predicted model, not a curated record.